Molecule: messenger RNA, 3569 nt
Organism: Syngnathus acus (greater pipefish)
Lineage: Eukaryota; Metazoa; Chordata; Actinopteri; Syngnathiformes; Syngnathidae
Gene: ipo8
Product: importin 8
Exons: 25
Coding region: 280-3360 (1026 amino acids)
Biological process (GO): protein import into nucleus
Cellular component (GO): nuclear envelope; cytosol
Molecular function (GO): small GTPase binding
Source: RefSeq, a predicted model, not a curated record
UAGUUUACGUUUACGCCCUCCAGCCGCUGCUCAGCGGCAGUCUUCGUUUUAAAAGAUUGAUGGAAUUUGAAAACUGACCGAUAAUUCUUCCGCUUGAGAGCCACUUUCACUGUCAGCAGUGGUCCUCACCAAAAUAAAUAUUUAAUUUUUGAUUUUGUGUCAAAUUCAGUCACCGCCCGGGCGUCAUUCAUGUGCGUCCACAACGGCCUUAAAAAAUAAGUGAGCAGUGUUAAUGUUAUUUGCAUGUAGUGCAUUUAGAGGGACACGUGAAUUGGAGUAAUGGAUCCCAACAGGAUAAUUCAAGCUCUGAGAGGGACUAUCGAUCCUAAUCUGAGAAGAGCGGCUGAAGAUGAACUCAAUCAGUCCUACAAGAUCAUCAACUUUGCACCAACUCUGCUUCAGAUCAUUGCAUCAGAGCAGGUGGAGUUUCCAGUUCGGCAGGCAGCGGCUAUCUAUCUGAAGAACAUGAUUGGCCGGUAUUGGCAGGACAGGGAGCCAUCUCUGGGAAAGGUUGCCUUCCCUUUCAAUAUUCAUGAAAACGACCGCCAACAGAUACGAAACCACAUUGUGGAGGGCGUCAUCCGAUGUCCUGACACCAUACGCGCCCAGCUGACGAUGUGUCUUCGAAUGAUCAUCAAACACGACUUCCCAGGACGUUGGACUGCAAUAGUGGACAAGAUAAAUUUGUACUUACAGUCGAACAACAGUGGCAGCUGGUACGGCAGCCUGCUGGCUCUCUACCAACUCGUCAAAACCUACGAGUACAGGAAGGCAGAUGAGAGGGAGCCAUUGCUUGCAGCCAUGCAAAUAUUUCUGCCGAGGAUUCAGCAGCUUAUCAUCCAGUUGCUGAAUGAUGCCACAGUUUUCUCAGUCCUCAUUCAAAAACAGAUCCUUAAAAUCUUCCAUUCCCUCAUACAGAACUCGCUUCCUCUCCAGCUGAUCAACAAUACGGUGAUGACUCAAUGGAUGGAAGUCCUUCGAGCCAUAAUGGACCGUGAUGUUCCCGCUGUAAGACACAUUACCCGUUCAUUGCACACUGUUGCGGAAACUUUGGAGCUGGAUGAAGAUGACCGUCCUGAGUUAUCAUGGUGGAAGUGCAAGAAAUGGGCACUGCGUGCCAUUACAAAGCUGUUCAAGCGAUAUGGAAGCCCAGGCAACGUGGCAAAAGAGUACUUUGAAUUUGCGGAUUUUUUCUUGAAGACUUAUGCUGUGGGUUUACAGCAAGUCUUGUUGAAGGUUGUGGAUCAUUACAGACAGAAGCAGUAUGUUACUCCUUGUGUUCUCCAGCAGUGUCUCAACUACCUCAACCAGGGACUUUCCCAUUCUCUGACGUGGAAACAGAUGAAGCCUCACAUGCAGACUAUUUGUCAGGAGGUGAUCUUUCCUCUCAUGUGUUACAAAGAUGAGGACGAGCGGCUGUGGCAAGAAGACCCAUUUGAAUACAUCCGCAUGAAGUUUUACCUUUAUGACGACAGUGCCCUUCCCACCACUGCUGCUCAGAGCCUUUUGUGCAAUGCUGCACGGAAGAGAAAGGAGGUCCUGCCUCAAAUGAUGGCGUUCUGCCACCAGAUUUUGAUGGAUCCCACAUCUGACCCCCGAAGGACAGAUGGAGCACUACACUGUAUUGGAGCACUUGCUGAGCUACUACUUAAGAAGCGGCUUUACGUGGAUCAGAUGGAGUUGAUGCUACAAAACUAUGUUUUCCCUUUGCUAGACUCUCGAUUGUGUUACUUGCGAGCUAGGUCAUGCUGGGUCCUCCACUGCUUCAGUCAGCUGCAUUUCCACAAUGUGAUGGCUUUGAGGAAUGCCGUGGAGUUGGUCAAGAAGGACCUGGUUGAUGACAAUGAGAUGCCAGUCAAGGUGGAGGCUGCCAUUGCUUUACAAAUGUUGGUCAGCAAUCAGGAAGAGGCAAAACUGUACAUCCGGCCACACAUUCGACCUGUUAUGCAACAGCUGCUCCAUGUGGUGAAAGAGACGGAGAAUGAUGAUUUGACCAAUGUCAUUCAGAAGAUGAUCUGCGAGUACAAUGAAGAAGUUGCAGUAAUUGCUGUUGACAUGACACGGAAUCUGGCAGAGAUCUUUACCAGGGUUCUUCAGAGUGAGGAAUACGAGGAGAAUGAGGACAAGACCGUCAUCGCCCUUGGAAUUCUCAGCACCAUCGACACCAUUUUGACAGUUAUGGAGGACCACAAGGAGAUCACUCAACAGCUGGAGGACAUCUGUUUGCAAGUGAUUGGCCUGGUCUUGCAGAAACCUAUCAUAGAGUUCUAUGAGGAGAUUCUGUCUCUGGCUUUCGGACUCACAUGCCAGACCAUCUCCCCGCAGAUGUGGCAGCUGCUGAGCGUCUUGUAUGAGGUCUUUCAGCAUGACUGGUUUGACUACUUCACUGAUAUGAUGCCACUUUUGCAUAACUACGUCACCGUGGAUACAGACGUCUUCCUAUCCAACCCCAAGAACUUGGAAAUCAUCUACAGCAUGUGCAAAAAGGUGUUGACCACAGAUUCAGGUGAAGAAGCAGAGUGUCACGCUGCCAAACUGCUGGAGGUGAUCAUAUUGCAAUGUAAAGGCAGAGGGAUUGAUCAGUGUAUCCCUCUGUUCGUGGAGGCUGCGCUGGAGCGUUUGACACGUGGCGUUAAGUCCAACAAGCUUCGGAUCAUGUGCCUGGAAGUGGCCAUCGCUGCUCUUUACUAUAGCCCGGCCAUUCUUAUGCACACUUUGGAAAACGCACACUUCUCCCAGAACCCAGAGACGAUUACUGCCCACUUCAUCAACCAGUGGAUGAACGACACUGAAUACUUCCUUGGGAUCCAUGACCGUAAGAUGUGCAUCAUUGGCCUGACAGUGCUGAUGGAGCUUCCGAGCCGUCCGGCGGCUCUGGAGGCUGUUGCCACUCAAAUCCUUCCUUCUGUACUGCUCCUCUUCUUGGGCCUCAAGCACCUUUCUGCUUCCCAUCACAUCAACAAACCUGACCUGCUGGCAAACACGAGGACUUUGGAUGAAGAUAAAAAUGAGGAGAUUCCCAGUGAUGAGGAUGAGGUGAAUGAAAAAUGCAGUAUGAUGCCGCAGGAGUCUAGUGUGCCAAUGGGCCUAGGAGACGAGAGUAAUGAUGAAGAUGACUACUGGGAUGAUGAUGAUUGCUUUGAAGGAACGCCUCUCGAAGAAUACAGCACACCGCUUGACUAUGACAAUGGAGAAGAUGAAUAUCUGUUCUUUGCAUCUGCCCUGCUAAGAAUCCAGAAUACAGAUAUGGCUUGGUACCAGUGUUUGACUGCACCCCUCAGUGAUGACCAGAAAACACAGCUCCAGGAGAUUUACAGCAUCUCACAGCAAAGGAGGAGUACCGCAUCCAAAGGCCAGUGAGUGCCAAUGAGGAUUCUAAAGAAGAUAUUAUAUGAACUGACUAAAUGAAUUGGAACUUUGACUCCAAAUCCUGUCAGGCUGUCUUUUUUUUUUCCCAUUUGAGACAUUGUGCAAUUCUUAUAGUCCCUACUAUAGUAUCCACUAGGACAGACUGUUUUUAAAUUUCUUGACAUAAAAUGUAAUGGUAAAAUUCUUACUGUUAGUAAACU